AUGUCUGAUGACAUGUUUCUGUUUAUUCCUGAAGUGGUGGUUCAAGAAUUGGAUGGUCUCAAAUUUAAUCAUUCCAAGGACACUUUAAUACAUGACGAUGCGCUUGAACGGAUUAAACUAUCGCUUGGUGAUUGUGCUAGACAAGCUAUUCAGUUUUUAUUCAACUCUCUCUCUGACUUUUCAAACAAUAAAGUUCGUGGUCAAGUCAAGUCGAAUGUCUCGACUUUGUAUGGUUCUGAUAUUGUCAAUGACGAUCUUAUCUUACAAUGUUGCUUGCAAUGCGUUCCAGAAACUGCAUCCAAAGUAGUUUUGUUGUCCAAUGAUAAGAAUUUAUGUGUCAAGGCAUUGAUACAUGGCAUUCCUACAAUUUCUGAUUUUAAAGGAAACUCGCAAGCAUUGGUAAACGAGAUUCAGCAUCAGGCAUCGAAAUACAAGCAACAGUCUAAAACUAAUCUUUCAAAUCACAACUCUCAUUCAUCUUUGAAUCAAACAUCCAUUCAACAGCAUACCACAUCUAUACACUCGACUCAUCUCCAUGCAUUCUCGAUCGAACCUUCAAACCACAUGCAACAGGAUCAAACACACAUGAUGGAUGAAGAUGUAAUGAUGGACAUGGAUGAUAUGGAAACAGAACCCAUUGUUGUAUCAUCACAUGUAGCAGAUCUUAAAACUUAUCCGGUUCCUGCGUCUAUAUCUUCAGCACUCAUUCACACUGAGCAAAAAACACUCUUGGCAUUAGCUCAGUUAGAGACGGAUUGGAUGGCGUGUAUGAUGGCAUGCAUCCCUGUAAUACUUUAUAAGAAAUAUGGAGAUGAAUGGGCAGUCAUUUCCCAAGUCACACCCCCAAAGGAGAUGGAACAAGUGAUUCAACUCAUAGAUAAGUUGUGGGAACAAGUAUUUUGUUCCGUGCUGGAUCGAAAUCUAUUCAAACAAUUAGGACUCAAUCAACGAACUGCAAAAGAUAUUCGACGUAGUGUAAGAACGAACAAGCUGUUACUGACUCGAGGGGAUCUGACAGUGUUUUUACAAGACAUGGAACAGAUUGCAAGAGAGUGCUGUAGAUGGUGUGGACUAACCGAGGAUAUGGAGCGAAUGAAACAGUUGAUUUGGAACAUCAAGAUUAUUGUUGUGGACUCGACAUGA
Molecule: messenger RNA, 1143 nt
Organism: Batrachochytrium dendrobatidis JAM81
Lineage: Eukaryota; Fungi; Chytridiomycota; Chytridiomycetes; Rhizophydiales
Product: mRNA-processing endoribonuclease
Exons: 4
Coding region: 1-1143 (380 amino acids)
Cellular component (GO): nucleus
Source: RefSeq, a predicted model, not a curated record